AUGGAGGCUGAUUCAACAAAAAAUGAAUUCAAGGAAGGCGAAGAAGUCCCAGACAACGCCGCUUCAACCCCAAAAGCUAAAGUACAUUUUUGGUCUUUAAUGAAAUAUGCCUCAAAAAAAGAGAUAUUAAUACUGUCAGUUGGAGUAUUAAUGAGUUGUGGUGUUGGUUCCUCAAUGCCAAUUACAUUUUUUGUCUUUUCGGAUCUUGUUAACGAUUUCCUUGGUUCAAUUUUGGGUGGAACUUUUUCAUUUACACCAAUUAUUAAUACCUUUGCCAUCAUUGGAGCCGUAACAUUCGUUGUUGCAUUUAUACAAAUGCUUUGCCUCCAAUCAAAUGCUAAAUUGCAAGCAAGAAAAAUUCGUCUUCUACUAUAUGAAAGAAUUCUAGCCCAAGAUGUGGCUUGGUUCGAUGAACAAAAUGUCGGCAGUUUAAUUACAAAACUCACAGAAAAUAUCGAUAAAAUUGAGGCUGGUAUCGGCGAAAAACUGGGAAUUUUCAUCCAAUGUAUUAUCAUUUUCGUCAGCGGUCUCAUAAUCGCAUUCACCAAGAACUGGAAGCUCGCUCUGGUGGGUUGUGCUGUGUUUCCUCCAAUUGCAAUUGGUUUUGGCAUUCUGGGGAUUAUUGUACGAAAGUACACAAAUCGUACAAUAGCAGCAUAUGAACGCGCGAAUAGUAUUGCAAGUGAAGCCCUUGGUGCCAUUCGAACAAUUUUAGCUUUUGAAGGGCAGAAAUCGGAGCAAGAACGCUAUAUGUCACAACUUAAUGAAACUGAAAAAUGUGGGAUUAAAAUGUCCGUCAGUAUAAACGGAAUACUCGGAAUGUCCGAAGCCUUUAUCUAUUUCCUUAUCUCAAUAACUUUCUAUUAUGGUAUUGUUUUAUUGAAUGCCAAUGAGUCAAAUGCUGGUGACAUUAUUAUGGUGGUAUUCAUCAUGCUAAUUGGUGCAAUUACGGUCGGCCAGGCUCUAUCUCAAGUCGAUUCGUUCAAUAUUGCCAUGACUUCAGCUGGUGAAGUAUUCCCCAUAAUUGAUCGCAUUCCAUCGGUCAACAAGACUGGCGGCGGUACGAUUUUGAAAGAUCUGAAAGGCGAAAUUACUUUCAAAAAUGUGCAUUUCUCAUAUCCUACCAGAAAGUCGGCGAAAGUUUUGAAUGGUCUCACACUGAAUAUCAAGGGUGGUCAAACGGUUGCAAUUAUCGGCGCAAGUGGUUCAGGAAAGAGCACAGUAAUUCAGCUCAUUCAACGAUUCUAUGAUGCAGAUGAUGGAUCUAUUUUAAUCGAUGGGCAUGAUAUACGUGAGUUGGAUAUUGCCUGGUUCCGUGAGCAGAUGGGUGUGGUCUCACAGGAACCUGUCCUCUUUGCUGGCACUGUAACUCAGAGUAUCAAAUUGGGCGCCCCAGAUGCUACUGAUGAGGAAAUAGAAGAAGCCGCCAAACAGGCGCUUGUUCAUGAAUUCGUCUGCAAACUUCCUGAUCAAUAUGAAACGUUUAUAGCAGAAGGGGGUGGUGCCAUGUCUGGCGGUCAGAAACAACGUCUUGCCAUCGCAAGGGCCCUGGUACGAAAGCCAAAAAUUCUUCUACUCGACGAGGCUACAUCAGCUUUGGAUACGCGAUCUGAAAAGUCGGUGCAAAGGGCACUUGACAACGCCAAGAUCGGUCGAACCGUCGUCAUGGUGGCACAUCGUCUUUCCACGGUGCGAGAUGCUGACGUCAUUAUUGUCGUUAAUAAGGGCGUUGUUGUUGAGGCUGGCAACCACGAUGAGCUUAUGGCACUCAAAGAUGGCGAGUACGCCAAGCUUAUAAAAAUUAGCGGUACGAAUGAAAACAAGAAGGCAGAAUUUCAGGAGAGCGAUUCAGAAAGUGAAGAUGAUGAAACUGUUGCAAGAAAAAUGGCAGAAGAUCAGGCAUGCCCACGAUAUGUUUCACUCCGAAAUCAGCAAAACUUUUUUUCUUCGCAAUCGAGUGUGUUACACGAUGACGCAUCUUCAAUCAGUGAUGCCAAAUCAGUUGAGACAACCAUGGGAGAAGCUGCAAAAACACAAGUCACGAAGGAAAUUAUUAAAAUGAAUGCCCCAGAAAAGUCUUAUAUGAUAGCAGGUUUCAUUCUAUCUAUAAUUUCCGGAGGUGUACAAGCAAGUUACGCAGUCCUCGUAACAGAAAUCUACGAUAUUUUUAGCGAACUGAACGGCAAUAAAAGGCUGGAGAGAACGGCAGUUCUUUCUGGAGUUCUUGGAGCUCUAGGCAUUGUUCGCUUUCUCUGUCUACUUGGAGGU
Rodentolepis nana is the source of this 2268-nucleotide messenger RNA. The record is from the annotation of a GenBank genome assembly. NCBI's taxonomy places the organism in Eukaryota, Metazoa, Platyhelminthes, Cestoda, Cyclophyllidea, Hymenolepididae.